Messenger RNA from Oryzias latipes (Japanese medaka), 4585 nucleotides. RefSeq names its product neurexophilin-1. The record is from RefSeq and is a predicted model, not a curated record. Gene Ontology annotation, molecular function: signaling receptor binding. NCBI's taxonomy places the organism in Eukaryota, Metazoa, Chordata, Actinopteri, Beloniformes, Adrianichthyidae.
GACGCAGAAAAAAGGUCUGUUCGCUCUCUCCAGUCUCCGUGCUGCUCAGUUUCUGCAGGAGCUUUCUGCAGCUUCAUUCCUCCAGGAUCGCCUCUGGUGCCAGAUAUGAUCAACCAGCUUCCCAGUGAAGUCAUGUCUCCCUGAACUGGGAUCUGUCCUGUUCCAACCUUUUUUUUCUAUUUUCUUUUUCUUUUAAUAAUUGGAUAACAUGGAUUUUUCAAAUCACAACUAGUUUGAGUCAAUCGCGGGAUCGAGAGAGAGCAGGCAGAACAGUGGGGGCUCCGAGGGGUUUUCGGUGCGUGGACGCAGCAAUCCAGCCUGCUGUGGAUAUGGGACCGCGCGUCUGCACAGGAGGAUCUGGACCCUUUGGAGGAGCAUCUUCCUGAAAGAGGACCAAGCCCGUUUUCGGGCAUUUUUUUUUAAACAUUUUUGAUAACUCUUUUAUUCCGGAGAGGGGGUGCUGCGAGUUUUACGCGACGGAAUGAUGCGUCCCAACCGCGGCUUCAUCCUGCUCCUCCUCAACGGAACCGCUUGUUUGUCUCUCCAGGUGGUGUUGGGUCAGGAAGAAGAUUAUUCCAGCCCAAAAAGCUCUUCAAGUGACUCCUCAAAGACAUUGGGUCUCCUGACCGGGCAGGCGUCCGUCUCCCCCCUGAGCCGCUGGAUGUUGCACAGUAAAAGCAGAGCUGCUAAUGCCACCUCUCUUGAGUUGCCCUACCAAAGCCCAGUCCCUUUCUCCAAACAGGAGUUUUCUAAACAGGAGUUCUGGGAAAUGUUAGGCAGCGAUCUGCUCAAACCUGACUCCUCCAGCUCCAGGGUCAAACGCAGGCCCAUCGUUAAGACUGGCAAGUUCAAGAAGAUGUUUGGCUGGGGAGACUUCUAUUCCAAUAUUAAAACAGUGAGGCUUAACUUGCUGAUAACUGGAAAGAUCGUGGAUCAUGGUAACGGCACAUUCAGCGUCUUCUUUCGACACAACUCAACGGGCGAGGGCAACAUAUCCGUCAGCCUGGUGCCACCAGUCAAAGCAGUGGAGUUUGACCUGGAGCGCCAAAGCGUGGUCUAUCCCAAGGACUCCAAGAUCUUUAACUGCCGGGUGGACUAUGAAAAGGUGGAUCGAAGCAAGCGCACCUCGAUGUGCAACUACGACCCAUCCCAGACCUGCCUUCAGGAGCAGAUUCAGAGCUACGUGUCCUGGAUUUGCUCCAAGCCUUUUAAAGUCAUCUGUAUCUACAUUUCCUUUUACAGUACGGACUACCGCCUGGUACAGAAGGUCUGCCCAGACUACAACUACCAUAACGAGAUGCCCUACUUGCCCUCGGGCUAGAAAUGAUGAGGGGUGGGGUAGAGGAAACGGGGUACGAAAAGGAAUGACCAAACUCUAGAAGAGGAAAUCCACGGCUCUGAAUGCCACAAUGGAAGCAACAAACCUAUUUAAGAAGAAAAAAAAAGUAGCCUGACUAUUGUAACACGUAAAAGCAUAUAUGCAAAGUUAACAACAGUAUGCAGAGAAGGGGGGCUCUUCAGAUGCUUCAUGGACUGGUGGUGAUAAUCUAGCAUCCCCAACAAACCAAUUCUUACCUCAGUCCUGUUCAGAAAUGUCAACUUCUCUCCAGAAUCUCUGUCAUCCGUCAAGACAUUUUUGAAUUUUGUCCAAAUUUCAUUUUAAUUACCCUUCACUAUAUCGCUCUCUGCAAAGUCAUAAAAGAGUCCAUGAAUCUGAAGUGGCCUCUAUGAUGGAACAACAUCCACUGGAGACCUGCAGACAAAUUUCAACUUUAUUACAAUCAUCAUAAAGUGCUUAGCUUUGUGUGCCCUCGAGUUGUGACUUUAACAUACAGUGUUUACAUUUGACUACAGAUGGAUAAGUAAGCGCAGAUUUAUUUGAGCUAAAACGACAUAUUUUUUUAAAUCUAAAACAACGUUCAAUCCAGUUUAUGUGUGUCCGCCCGCUUUAACCUCAACAGAUUCUUAAGUUAUGCUGCUUCCACAUAAAAAGAAGACAAAUAAAUUGUUUAAAAAUUGUUAAGGACCAGAACUUGGGAAAGGGCUCCGUGUGAGGGGAAUAACUAGAUUCUGCAGAUAAAAAAAGGCCCUCCACUCUUAAGGUAGAAGAGUGAGAGACGGAGAGAUUCAGCAAGCUCUUAAUUAAAGUGGAGAAGAGACGAGAAUAUGCAGCGCUUUCCAUUGUCCCCUCUGUGUGAAAAAGAUUACAUUUUGUUGCCGAAAGGAUUCCUGAUUUCACGCUUUGAUAACUUUGACUGUGAGAGGGAGAUUGCUCUCUCUCGACAAAUACCGUGUUCGCUUAAGUCUGCCCGUUAUCUUGAACAGAUGAAAAUAUUAUCAUAAUAAUUACAUAUAAUUUAAUCUCCUUCUAAGCUAAUUAAGGUUUCAUCGAGAGGGCAAUCCUAAAAAAAAGAAAGCAUCAUGUCAGCGGGAAAAGGACGUGCCGACGUCCACAGGACUGCUGUGAUGCUUUUGUGUGGAGCCAGCAGCUGAAGCUCGACCCAGAGUUAACUGCUCUCAUUAGGAUAAAUGGCCACUGGCUGGCCCAGCUCAUGUUACUCUCGCAAACAAUAUCAGUGGAGAGCUGUGCACAACACAGAAAUGAAUUUUUUCUCCUGGCAUCAUGUGUGCAGAGAGUCAACUGCCGUCCUGCUCAUGAGGACACAAUGACUUCCUGGUUAAUUAGCAACCGGCAGUCGCAGGUGUGAAGAGUCAGUAAACGUUAGCAUCAGACAACCCGUUUGACACUAAUGUACCUUGACGUGGGGAUAAAACCCGGCUUCCUGGGAUGAAGCCGUCCCAGGUGGAGUCGAGCCGCAACUGAGCAGUCCCUCUACAGUCAUUCUUUGUGGGGAGGGGGAUGAGGCGAGGCAUGAAUGCAUACCUUCAGUUGCACUGCACGAGGGGCCAAGAAACAGAGCUCAUUCAGUUAGAAGAAGCGGGAGGGAGGGCUUCUUUCUGCUCGUCUGAGCUGGAAUCUGGCUCAAAACGGUGCGACUGGAUACUCGCCAUUUUUGUUAUGCCUGUAAUGUUGGGUUGGGGGUGUGAGGGGCUGUAAGCCAGUGAGAUUGUAAACAAAGGGAUGAUAAGAAAUGAAGGCAGUAAAGCACAAGCACUUUUAAUAUUAGGAGCGCCCUUUUAAAGGUGUGGAGGAAAACUGUCAGUAUUCCAUGAAUUUUCUUUGCCAUUUUUCUCCUUAACCAAUGAAAUAAUUUAACUUUAUCAUGUAACGUUAUAGAACUUUGCUAUGUUCUUCUAAAAGGGUAAAGUGAUACUUACCUGCCUGAAUGCACGUCCCUUAGUUGUUUUUUUUUCUUUUCUAUCUCAAGCAGACAUAAUAUAAAUGUCUGCCGUUUUCUCCUCCAGUGAUCCCUAGAGUCCAAAAUCUCUUCCAGAUUAACCCUCACAUCUUACAAAGUCCAGGUGGAACAGAUGUUUUAAGUUAGACAGCAUCCCGAAUUGAAUGUCGAAUGUCUCUUCAAAAGGUUGCUUUUAUUUGGCACUGGAUUGGACAUAAGAUUUUCAGGGUUCCAGCUGGAUUGGGCAGCAUAAAACAGAACGUUCUGCCCUCCUCAUCCUGCAGCUGUCCCUGCCCCUUCUCUAUUCAGAUGUCUGCAUGCUGGGCCCCUGCUGUCCUCUCCCCGACUGUGACCUGGCUGGUACCAGUCUUCAUACCUGCUUGUCUCCCUCGUCCCCGGGGAGAACCCUGCGGGGAGUUCUUCACUGCUGCUCCUCCUACACACCAUUUUUGAGCUGAGCUAGCAAAUCUGUGAGCUUACAGGGGUUGAAAAGUCUCCCGUCACUCUCCCCGUUUUCCUCCUUAUCUUUAUCCCAUCAACCAAGUACUUGUGCACACACGGUCUUAAGAUGUUGGUUUAGGCAUUUUGCUCUCUUGUGUUCAAAGCAUCUUGCGUAAGCCGUUGGAUCAGGAAGACAUUUCCUGUCCUCAAGAACAGAACGCUGACACGCCCCAGUAACAUCGAUACCUCCUCCACCCCUUUCCUCAUCACGCAGAGCAUCUGGAGAGAAGUUGGAAACAGGGUGCACAGAGGGAUGGGCCGCAUGAGCUCGGAGCGCUGUACCUCUGAGGACACAUGGAAGUGAAGCUCCCCUCUCUGCCUCUUUACAGCAAUAUUCUCACGGAGACCCCACUCUCUCUGCCUCUCCGGAAUGAGCUUGAGAAAGACUGUUGAGUCGAUGUGGACUGGACAGAGUUGUCAUGACAGCAGCCUUAUCAAUUACCCAUCGGGUGUCAACAGACGUGAACAUUGGCAGCAGGACAACGACAGCCCACUCAGCAAGGAAUAGCUACAAAACCAGACUGUCAAAAACAUAAAUAUACAUAUAUAAAUAUAUAUAAAGCUAAGAGUCUUCAGAUCUGAAUAAAGCUGUAUUUAAAUGUGGGUCAUGCAGUGAAGGUUGUCUGUUUUACCUUUUUUGUUCCUGAGGGUUCUGUUUUUCUGUGUUACUUGGAUGAUAUACUGUUUGGAAGAUAUGAUGGCAUACUGUGGAUUCAACAUUUAAAAAAUAAAUAAAAACAAUAAAGUACACAGAAGUACUUUAAGCCACUUAUACUAUAGAGAAA